AUGGUGAUGGUGAUGGUGAUGGUGAUGGUGAUGGUGAUAGUGUUGCUGAUGGUGUUGGAUGAUAAGAUAGUGAUGCUGAUCGCGAUGGUGAUGGUGUUGGAUAAGGUGAUAAGGAUUGUGAUGGUGAUGGUUAUGGUAGUUGUGAUGGUGAUGGUGAUUGUGAUUAUGAGGUUGAUGGUGAUGCUGAUAGUGAUGAUGAUGAUGAUGAUGGUUGUGGAUAAGGUGAUGGUGAUGGUGACGGUGAUGGUGAUGGUGAUGGUGAUGGUGAUGGUGAUGGUGAUGGUGAUGGUGAUGGUGAUGGGGAUGGUGAUGGUGUUGGAUAAGAUGAGAGCGAUGUUGAUGGUGAUAGUUAUAGAGGUAGUGAUGGUGAAUUUGAUGGUGAUGGUGUUAGAUUAG
Molecule: messenger RNA, 396 nt
Organism: Symsagittifera roscoffensis
Lineage: Eukaryota; Metazoa; Xenacoelomorpha; Acoela; Convolutidae
Exons: 1
Coding region: 1-396 (131 amino acids)
Source: RefSeq, a predicted model, not a curated record